CGAGAUUACGCUCACCUGCCUGAAUCUCGCUUAGGUGUCUGAUACCGACGGCGUAUAUAUGUAGGAACGCGGCCCACCCUUGGCUCCAGGACAGCAAGCGGCCCCCAUUGCUGUGCUACUCAAGCCUUCGCCCCGCGCAACGUGUCUCUCACGAUGCCUGCUCCGUCACCUCCCGACCACUUCGUGCUACCCGAUCUUGUGUCGCAUUGCCCGUUCCCGCUGACGCGCCACCCGAACGCGGAGGCCAUCGCGGCUGCGUCGGACAAGUGGCUCGACGAGGGCGCCCCAGAACUGUCGCCCAAGAAGCGGGCGGCGCUGUAUGGUUUGAAGUCGGGCAUCCUGACCGCCCACUGCUACCCCGACGCGGACGACGAGCACAUGCGCGUCGUGGCGGACUUCCUCGUCUACCUCUUCCAUCUGGACAACAUCUCGGACAAGAUGGUUGUUCAGGGAACUGAGCAGUUGGCGGACGUCGUCAUGAACGCCCAUUGGCUGCCGGAGAGGUACGCCCCGACGACGUUCCCCGGGAAGGCGCAACCGACAGAGGAACUCGGCGCGGGGAAGAUGGCGCGAAGCUACUGGUCGAGGUGCAUCACAGACGCGAAGCCGGGUCCUCAGGCGCGCUUCAAGCAGAACCUCGGCCUGUUCUUCGAGGCCGUUCAAAUCCAAACCAUGGACCGAGACAGCGGUAUCAUACCUGAUCUUGACUCGUACAUUGACAUUCGGAGGGAUACCAGCGGCUGCAAGCCGUCCUUCGAUCUCAUUGAGUAUGCCAUGGGUCUGGAUCUUCCGGACUACGCCGUAGACCAUCCGAUCAUCAAGGCCUUGAAUCAGGCAGCCAAUGACCUCGUCACGUGGAGCAACGACAUCUUCUCCUACAACGUCGAGCAGGCUCGCGGCGACACUCAUAACAUGAUCCCAAUCCUGAUGACGCACAACCAGUUGACGCUCCAGGAGGCCGUGGACUACGUCGGCAAUCUGUGCCAGGAGACCAUUGAAGGCUUCGUCGAUAAUGAGAAGCGCAUCCCUUCGUGGGGCCCCGAGGUCGACAGGGAGGUCGCUAUCUACGUCAAAGGCCUGGAGGACUGGAUUGUCGGCUCGCUGCACUGGAGCUUCAUGACAGAGCGGUACUUCGGCAAGUCCGGUGCUGACGUGAAGAAGGGCCGCGUCGUGAAGCUCCUUCCCAAGAGGCAGCGCAGCAACUGAAGACCGCCCGCAAGCUCUUUAUACCUCGUAUACCUCCAGAUUCGUGUUCUGGUUCGCACUCGCUCCUUCGAUUGUAACUGUAUGUUAGUGUAAGUCUAGACAUCUGUUGAGCCCGUACCUUACUGCCUCUGUUGUACCCUUCGUUUAGUAUGAUAGUGCCAGUAUAUCAGCUGUGCUGUUGAUGAAUAUGCGUUGUCUAGAUUCAGCUGACGAUCACUACCAUUCUGAGUUCCUCGACCGGCACUGCACAAUCGUGAAAAAGCUGAGUCGUUGAUUAAGUAACAUGGGCUGG
Messenger RNA from Rhodofomes roseus, 1498 nucleotides. RefSeq names its product terpenoid synthase. The transcript has 7 exons. The record is from RefSeq and is a predicted model, not a curated record. Lineage: Eukaryota; Fungi; Basidiomycota; Agaricomycetes; Polyporales; Fomitopsidaceae. Bases 154 to 1206 code for a protein of 350 amino acids.